Molecule: messenger RNA, 231 nt
Organism: Ambispora leptoticha
Lineage: Eukaryota; Fungi; Glomeromycota; Glomeromycetes; Archaeosporales; Ambisporaceae
Source: the annotation of a GenBank genome assembly
AUAACAGUUGGAGCGGUUGGUACUAUUGUUCAUAAGGAUCAUCCAAAAAUUCACAGCAGAUUUACUGCUCACAGCAUCAGAAUUGGCAGUGCAAUAGCAGCGAUGCAGGCAGGGCUGUCAUUAGCACAAAUUUGUGCCAUAGGAGGCUGGAACUGUAAAGCACUUAAUAAAGUCUCUGAUCGAGCAAUAAUAAUGGGAGCUUGUCAACGAAGUGACAGGGCGAUCAUUAUU